AAUAUGAAUAUUGCGAUGUUAAUUACCUAAAAUGCACGCCUAUAAAAUAGAACAGCAGCAGAUAUGCGAUACAGUACAAUAAAUAUGUUCCAAUAAAUAAGUCAUUAUCAUUCUUGCGUUUACCAAAUAGCCGACAUUCCAUAAAACAAUGACAUCAUGUAUUGGAUCCGUCGCACCGCGCGCUAUAUGGAAAGGAUUAAUGUCACGGGAAGAAACCCCCCGCCCCCCGAUCUUGACGCUCCUCACAUACCGUGACUACAUCGACGCGUCUAGUAGUUUAUAUCACACUCAAGAAGCUCUUCUCAACCCACUCAUUCUGUGCGAUAACUCUGUAUAGCCCUUUUUGUCAUGAAUAAUAGUCUACUUUUCGCUGGUUUCCAAAUGCCUAUCUGUGUUUCACUCUGAAGGAGGGCGAGUCCAGCUGUAUAGAGAUUUACGCCGCUGGAUUUUGAGCCGUGCUUCGGAUAAAUCUACGCAGAACCACUUGAAUAACAGGGGAACCGACUGAAAAGCCAGCGCGCGCAAUAAAAAAAAAGAAGCUGUUUCCACCCCAAGGUACCAUGCAAAAAAUGAACGGAUUUCAUGCAUAAUUUCUACCUUCUUUAUAUUCCGAUGUACUGUUGGUGUGCAGUUCUUGUUUUAUAUUUUGAGUUUUAAUUUCGGCUUUUUAUAAUCUUCCAUGCACCGAAAAGGAAAUGACUGCGUCUUAAAAGUUUCGUAUAAAUCAGAGGCAGGUUUUCUGCGAUGCGCUCGAGAACUGUCCACAGUCGGUGGUGCUGAGCACAAAAACCAGGAAGACGGGCUCGCAGAAAACGCGACGCACGCGGGCGUCCACGCCGGGCUGAAAGUUUCGGAUGACAAACGUCUACCCCUACCGGACUUGUUGAAACGAUGCCUAGAUGCUCUGUUCAAGGAAGCCGAUUUUGUUCGGACCAGGAGAUUUAGAGGGAGGCUGUGGAUCCCCGGGCAGCGACAGGACGGCUGACCGCCGACAUGCAAGCCAACCUCACCGGUUCCAACCAAACCGUGCCCCCGAACACUGACUACAACUUUCCCGCACUGGUCUUCGGGAUAUUGCUCAUCAUCGUUAUCAUUUGUGGAAAUCUGCUGGUGUGCCUUAGCGUAUACACGGAAAAAGCUUUAAAAACUACAACCAACUACUUCAUAGUCAGUUUGGCUGUUGCAGACCUGUUGUUGGCAGUACUGGUGUUGCCACUCUUCGUUUACGCGGAGUUCCAGGGUGGCGUGUGGGCCCUUAGCAUGUUUAUCUGCGAUGGACUGAUGACGAUGGACGUGAUGCUGUGCACCGCUUCCAUAUUUAACCUCUGCGCCAUCAGCAUCGACAGGUUCAUCGCUGUGUCCAUCCCGCUGAACUACAACCGGAAGCACGUGGAUCAGCGGCAGGUGCUGCUCCUCUCCGCCACCUGGAUCUCCGCCCUAGCCGUGGCGUCGCCCGUCAUUUUCGGGAUCAACGACGUCCCGCAGCGGGACCCCUCCACCUGCAAGCUGGAGGACGACAACUACGUGGUGUACUCCUCUGUCUGCUCCUUCUUCAUCCCCUGCCCCAUCAUGCUCCUGCUGUACUGCGGAAUGUUCCGGGGCCUGAGGAGGUGGGAGGAGGCGCGCAAGGCCAAGCUGAGGGGCGGCGUCCAGGCGCGCACCAAACUGCAGCGCGCCGUCACGCUCCCCCACCUCACCGUCCCGCCCCAGGCCCCGCCCCCUUCGCCCCCCGUCGUCCAGCGCGACCCCGCCGACGUCAGGCUGGACGAGCUGGCCCGUUUCCCCGCGGGGUACAAGGACGGCCCCAUCCAAACCCUGGCCUACCCCGACAGGCGGUACGCCCACGGCCACGCCCACGGUCAUGGCCACGCCCACCCUCAUGGCCACGCCCACCUCAAAAAGAAAAGGGCCAAAAUCAAUGGCAGGGAGAGGAAAGCCAUGAAGGUUCUGCCAGUCGUAGUGGGUGCCUUCCUGUUCUGCUGGACCCCCUUCUUCGUGGUGCACACCAUGCGGGCGCUCUGCCGGUCCUGCAACAUCACCCCCCACCAGAUGAGCAUCGUCACCUGGCUGGGCUACGUCAACAGCGCGCUCAACCCCAUCAUCUACACCGUCUUCAACACCGAGUUCCGCGGCUUCUUCCAGAAAUUUCUGCACAGCUUCUGCUGAAGGACCGGCUUCGGGGCUUCGCGGCUUCACACGGUCGCCGAUCCCAAAAAAAAAGAGCACAACGUGGGGCUGCUGGGGGGGGGGGGCUCGUCGUCCGGUUAACGUGGGGCGUGGACGCGGUGUCGGACCGAAUUCGGCCAGCAGCUCCAUAGGGUAACGCAGAAUUGGCAGUUGCAUCGCCCAGGUUACGAAACGGUUCAGUCGGGUUUGGGAUCCUUGUGCAGAACGCUCUCUAGCGACCCCUGCUGGUCGACCUGGGCACCCGUGGACUGCGCGCCAAAGCGGCGUAUGAAAGGUCUUCCUCAGACUCCGCACUGCGCAACCUUAGCUCUAGUCUGCGAAGCGAAACUCAAGCUGGCAACGCCGUAUUUUUGGAGGAUAACCGCGGAUGUCUACGCUCUGCAGAACAGGCGGCGAAGAUCACAAUCACGACUGCGGUUGCAGGUCGUUGGGACGUUCCAAAUUAGGGCGGGAAUCGGACACGUUCGGCUCCACGUUGGGCACCAAUAUUUUCAAUAAAACCGAUAAAGCACAACCAUUUUUGUAUAUCAUCACAAAUAAAGGAGUAUCUGUAUAAAUGCAGACUAAAACUUGCUUACGGUAUGUUAUUUGGCUUCAUUUUGUACCUCUCAAUUUGGA
Messenger RNA from Anguilla rostrata (American eel), 2805 nucleotides. Its product is annotated as D(4) dopamine receptor-like. Bases 994 to 2166 code for a protein of 390 amino acids. The record is from RefSeq and is a predicted model, not a curated record. The transcript is spliced from 4 exons. Gene Ontology annotation, molecular function: dopamine neurotransmitter receptor activity, coupled via Gi/Go; G protein-coupled receptor activity. Gene Ontology annotation, biological process: negative regulation of synaptic transmission, glutamatergic; adenylate cyclase-inhibiting dopamine receptor signaling pathway; negative regulation of cytosolic calcium ion concentration. Gene Ontology annotation, cellular component: plasma membrane. NCBI's taxonomy places the organism in Eukaryota, Metazoa, Chordata, Actinopteri, Anguilliformes, Anguillidae.